AUCUUUGGAAUAUCUUUUCAUGCGUUACCACAAUCACUAGUGCCAGAAUAUGGUUAUAUUCCAAGCUUCCUUGUUGAUACUUGUGAAUAUUUGGAAGAACAUGUUCAUACCGAGGGACUCUUCAGAAAGUCUGGAUCUCUUGUUCGUUUAAAAGCCUUAAAGAGUAAACUGGAUCAAGGUGAAAACUGCCUCUCAUCUGCACUGCCAUGUGAUGUUGCAGGGCUUCUUAAACAGUUCUUUAGAGAGCUGCCAGAACCCAUCCUUCCACUUCACCUGCAGGAAGGCCUUUUCAAAGCUCAACAGCUAGGAAAUGAGAAGAAAACUGCAACGGUGUUGCUGUCAUGUUUGAUGGCUGACAGAACAAUUGAAGCUUUGAGAUACUUUUUCAACUUCCUGAGAACUGUGUCCCUAAGAUCCAGUGAAAACAGAAUGGAUAGCAGUAAUCUGGCAGUGAUUUUUGCUCCCAACCUCUUGCACUCAAAUGAAAAUGAAAAGAUGUCAGCCAGUACAGAAAAAAAAAUUCGCUUGCAAGCUGCUGUUGUGCAAACGCUUAUUGAUCAUGCAGCAGAAAUAGGACAAGUACCAGAAUUUAUCUUGGAAAAGAUUCCUGCAAUGCUAGGUGUUGAUACCUUUCAAUCUACUCCCUCACUGUGGGGCCACGAAGACAGUGAAAAUGAAUCUCCCAGUGAAUGUAAGAAGAGGAGACACCGAAGUGUUGGGGAUAUUGUUAGUGGAGCAUUGAAUAAAUUUAAAUCUAACAGAACACCCUCCACUACACCUCAACAAGACAGAAGCGUCCUUUCAUCGGUGACUCCGUUGGUUCUUACUCCAAGUACCAAGCGUAAACUCCCAACUGAUUGCUCUCAAGGCUUGUCCAGCAAGAAGAGACGCUCUUUUAAGCAUAGUUUUGCUUUUGAAUUGUUACCAAGUACCAUUUUUAACAGCAGCUCUACACCAGCCUCAGUUCAGUUUGAAGCAAGCCCUUGUGUGUCUUUUGAGUCAUCGCAAACCUCACUUUCUCCUUCAACUGGUGGUGAAAUUCAUCUUUCUAGUACAGGGAACAGAAGAAAUAAAAGGCACGCGAGCAAAAAAUUAUACAGGGCUGAAUCAGGAAAGACAGGUUGUUUUUCUCCAAAGAUUAGCCGAAAAGAAAUGGUUCGUAGGUCGUUACGCUUGAAGUUUGGUUUGGGGAAAAGCAACAGAGAAAUGAAUAUUGUGUCGGGAUGUGCAGUUGGUAAUAGAUCUGAAAAUAUUGGAAGGCGUCUUGCAAGUCAACAAGGUUUGGAAAGCAAAACUGAAUGUGCAAAAAGAGAUUUGCUCUUCAGCCCAUGUCUCAAUGAAAAAUUCCCAAAGAAAGGUUCAAAGAAUGUGAGCAAGUCAGAAGAAAACUUGUUAACUCCAAAAUGUCAGGCUAAAGCAGUUCACCGAAUGUCAUGGAAUAGUCCUACUGUUACAUAUUCUAAGGCGAUCAGCAGGGAUGAGGGAAUUCUGCCAGGACACCCUGAAACGGGAAUUGGUUCUUCAGAAUCUGUUUUGAUAUUUGGAAAGCCACCAGUUGUUCCAGAUGAAUCCAAAUCCACAACUGUAAACAAACAAGACAAGAGCUUAGAACUUUUGCUUUCUGAAGAGGAAAGUAAUUCAACUGCAGAAACAUUACUGAAAGUUAAGCAAGCCUUCUCUGCAUCUGGAAGUAAUCUUCACAAUUUGAUAAGUGAUACAAAAUCUUUCCUCUCAGAUGUAGCAGGUGAAACGUUAAAUGAAACUUUGUGUCUCACAGGGCUCAGUUCAGAGAAAGAAUUGUUAGCAGAAGAAGUUUCUGAAAAUCUAGCAAAUACAAAAUCCAGAGAGCUGUCGCACCAAUUAAAACAAUCUUACGUUAUUGAUAAACAGCAAUCAAAAAAAGAUGAUAUUGAAGUUUUGGAGAAAAAAAACUUCAAAACUUCUAUUGAGAUUGAACUUCAGGUCCCGAAACCAGAUAUAAAAAAUGUAACAGAACUUCCUGUUCCUCUGGCCAGGGAAGAGGAGUUGACUGUUCAGAACAGUUCAUCAAAAGAUGAUUUAAACAAAUUAGAUUCCUUUGGGAGAAAAGAGGAAAUAGAAUUAACACACCCACAAACAGCUGAAAACUGUAUGGUAAAGUGCUGUAAUUUGGAAGAAGAUACCGCCAAACUUUCCGUGGCAGGGCAGCUUCCUGCUUCGCAGUUGCCUAAAUCACAAAGUGAAGUAGGCAACCAAUACUUACAAGCUGAAAAUUCUGAUAAAACUUUAACUAAAACAUCAACUGUUUCUGACCAUGGAAAGGUUUCCGACCACAUACAAUGGUUCAACAAGCUUUCAUUAAAUGAUUCAAGUUCUGCAAGCAAAGCUAAACUACCUCUUAAGUUUCAACGUACUCCUGUUAGACAGUCUGUAAGAAGAAUGAAUUCCUUAUUGGAGGCUAACAGACGAUCUGUAAGCUCUCAGUUGCUUAAAGCAAGUGAUGUUGGUUCACCGCUUGUCAAAUCUUUGAGCUAUGAUUCUGCACUCUUCUGCACAGAAAAGCCCUCAAAGAACUCUGUGGCUUUGCCACUCAGGAGUGAAAGUACAUAUGACCAAGUUUCUAUAUCUCACAAGCAGCUGGAAUUAACAUCCAAAUCAUGUUGCAGGCCGUUAAAUCCAUCAGACAAGCCUGAUGUUUCUGUCAGAACUGCUGGAAUCCAUGAACAGAAAGCGACUGUUCAUCCAUCAAAGUCUGUCCUAGAAGAUCUAACCAACCAUGAAACAGUGAAAUCCAGUUUAAAAGUUAAUGCAAAUAUAAAUAUUCCAGGUGCUGCCCCAGAAAAAUCUUCAAUCGCAAGAAGCGCUUCAGGAAAAGAAAGAAUUCGUUAUAGAGGCUCUCCAAAGAAUCCAAUACCUAAAGUGAAACUGCUGCCAGCUGCAAAACCAGUAGAUUUGUAA
This is a messenger RNA of Charadrius vociferus (killdeer), 2937 nucleotides long. RefSeq names its product Rho GTPase activating protein 11A (gene ARHGAP11A). The record is from RefSeq and is a predicted model, not a curated record. NCBI's taxonomy places the organism in Eukaryota, Metazoa, Chordata, Aves, Charadriiformes, Charadriidae. Bases 349 to 2937 code for a protein of 862 amino acids. Gene Ontology annotation, biological process: signal transduction. The transcript has 11 exons.